Molecule: messenger RNA, 618 nt
Organism: Cyclospora cayetanensis
Lineage: Eukaryota; Apicomplexa; Conoidasida; Eucoccidiorida; Eimeriidae
Product: serine-aspartate repeat-containing protein I
Exons: 1
Source: RefSeq, a predicted model, not a curated record
GUUACCACUGAGCCAGCCUCUACCGAGGAAGCAACCACGGAGGAGGUUACCACUGAGCCAGCCUCUACCGAGGAAGCAACCACGGAGGAGGUUACCACUGAGCCAGCCUCUACCGAAGAAGCAACCACGGAGGAGGUUACCACUGAAUUAGCCUCUACCGAAGAAGCCACCACGGAGGAGGUUACCACUGAGCCAGCCUCUACCGAGGAAGCAACCACGGAGGAGGUUACCACUGAGCCAGCCUCUACCGAGGAAGCCACUACGGAGGAGGUUACCACUGAGCCAGCCUCUACCGAAGAAGCAACCACGGAGGAGGUUAUUACUGAGCCAGCCUCUACCGAGGAAGCAAGUACGGAGGAGGUUACCACUGAGCCAAGCUCUACUGAAAUAGCCACUACGGUGGAGGUCACGACUGAGGAAGGAACUACUGAAGCAGCGUCUACCUGGGGCGGUACCACCAAGGCGGCAGACACUCAGCCACACCCGUCGGAGCCUUGUACCAUUAUGAUUACCGCAACUGUUGACUGUUUUGUCGCUUUCCUCUACAAGAUUCUUCCCAUGUUGCGCCCCAACGAUGCGCAAACAGUUACCGCCAGACUUAGGGGUGCUCAUGCUUGA